AGUGCGCAUUACGCAACCACAGCUGACCGUUUUCGUGCAACUGAACUAGGAUGUGAUGCGCUUAAAUCCAGCCUGCGGGAUCUCUCCUUCUCACAGUCACAGCUGAGAGAGAGAGCAGAAUGAUUUAAUGAAGGAAGAGGGGGAUUAUAUGAUAUACGCAGGUCAACAUCUGCCUCAGAAGGAUCCAAACACGAGCAGAAAAUAAAAAUCACAGCUCUGCUCAUUCUUUGGCGCUUCAGUUCCUGCUAUUUUUGUUCUGUUAGAUUCUCGUCUGCAGGGGGCGUGCUGGUGGAGCUGUCUGCUUUUGAAUGGGGGUGUGCUCUGUUCCCAUCAGCACUGGUGAGCAGCAGCUGAGCGCUUCCCAUCAUUUCUCUGUAAAACCUGCCGGAGAAAAACUCGUUUAGCUGCAGCUGAUACCCGAGCAAUCAUGUUCUGCAGACGGGCAUGGCAGAGAGUCGGGCCGCUGGCACGGAGGUCUUUCAAGCCGACACACAGAUACGCUCCGGUGCGACACAUGGCCUUCGGUGUUCCCGGAGGCUCCACCAACAUGACGUACUUUGUUUUGUGUGGCGGCGGCCUCACUGCGGCAGUUGUUUAUGCAUACAAGACGGUCAACGAUGAUACCGAGCGUUACGAGGAAAGACUCGCCAACAUGGGCUCCAUGGCGAAGGCUUCUUCAGCAAAGGCAGCACCAGAGGCAGCUCCACCUGCAGUUGAGCCUGCACCAGUGGAGGAGGAAGCCCCUGCUGCUGAGGUCAUUGCUGAGUCGGCCACUGCUGCUGCUGCAGAACCUGUAGGAGAGACAGCUGCUGAACCUGUUGUGGAAGCUGCAUCUGAAGAAGCAGAAGCUGCCGCCGUCUCUGAGGCGGUCGUUCCAGAGGCAGCAGCUGAGACGGCAGCUGAGACGGCAGCUGAGUCAGCAGAGACGGAGGACGCCGCUCCACCUGUGGAGGCAGAGGUGUUUGCUGAAGCGGCUCUGGAGGCCCCAGCAGAGGAACCAGUGGCAGAAAACGCUGAGUCUGCACCAGAGCUGCUCACAGAUGUUAAGCUCUUGACCGGCUCAACAGCUGAAAUUGCUGCUGCUUCUGUUGGUGAGAAGAAUCCGAUGGAGACUGUCCAACAAACUGAAGGUGAAGGAAAGGGACACAAGGUGCUCGAAACAGAAGCUUUGGAAGAAGCCUCAGAGGCAGUGGCCAAGGAAGCAUCUGAAGAGGGAGCAGUUGUAGAAGGUGAGGAGGAGGUGAAGUCUGGAGAAGGUGAGAAAAGUGCAGAAGAUGCUCAGACUCCAGCUGCUGAAGAAGUGAUAGCGGAGGUGACAUCUGCUCUGGCUGCAGCUGUGGACAAGGAGGCAGCGGCUGGAUCUCAUCCUGAGGAAACAACAUCUCCAAUGCCCACUGUGGACGAGGCAGAGGCUGAAGUUCAACCUGCUCCUGAGGAGGCCAUCGCUGCUGAAGAUGCUGCUGAAGAUGAGGCUGUCUCCUCUGAAGAUGCUGCUCCUCCCGAGGAGGCCACAGUCACCGGUGAAGGUGCCCCACUGGAUGAGAUUUCAUCAGCUGACCAGGCAGCAGCUGAAACAUCUGCAGAGGAGACAGCUGAAGCUGCUGUCAGCACAACUCAGCUGGCAGCAGCCUCCGUUGGAGCGGACCUAGAGGUUCUUUCAGUUGCAGAAACAGAGCCUACAUCAGGAUCUCCUGUGCAUGAGGAGAAACCCUGCCACUCCUGCCACUCUGCUCCCUCAGCAGGAGAGGAGGUGGCGCCACCUGCUGCUGUAGGAGAGGAGCUGAUCGCCGAUGGAGCUGUGGAUACUUCACAAGAAGCCAAGGACGCAGCCUCAGCACAAACCAUGGAGGCGACGGUGGUGGUGAUAGCCCAGUCGUGACGGGACAGACAGUGUGCCUUCCACAACACUCGCCUAUCUGUCAACCAAGCCAGAGCGACCGGCGGAAAACAAAAAACAUGAAUAGAGGUAGUCACAGGUGUAACUGACUCGAACGUCCUUUCUGAAAUGUUAUCAGAGUUGUCUUCUGUAUUAGUGCUUGUGAGGUGAUUCCUAUCAUGUCCUCUAGGUGCCACUGUUGCAAAACCUUUCAUGAUCAGCUGAGGCUUCUUUAAAUCUUUCAGCAGGCAGUGGAAGUGGGUUACUGUAAUACUGUGUUUUAUUUUAGUACUGUGAUAGACCACUUUUAUAGAUAAUAAGCUUGCCAAUGUGGACAAGACUUUUUAAUGGGAGUGUCACCUCAGUGUGAUUUACCUGCUCAUAUCAGCUCACAUACAUGUAAUAACUUUAUUUCAGAACCAGAGUUACAAAGUUCUUCAAAAUAUUUACAAAAAACAAUCUUAAAACAGUAGAACGUUUAUAAAAUGAGAACUGCACAAAUAGAUGUAUAAAGGUGAGGAAAAGCAUCAGGUUUAAUAACAGAUAACAAAAUCCAAAAGAGGCAAAUCACAGACAAUGAAGUGAAGAGCAGGGGCAUCUUCAGAAUUUUUUUUCAUAGGAGUGGCCAUAUGGGGGCCACUAAAAAUAUUGGGAAUUUCCAGUUUUAUUAUGCUGUUGUCAAAUAUUGGUUACUUAAAAAGAAGAGAAGAGAAGAGAAGAGAAGAGAAGGGCAGGACUAUUUAUACACCCGGGGCUAACCGGUUUUGUGUUACUCUAACGAAAUGGUACUAAAACAGGAGAAUGAGACACAGGUGAAAGUAAUCAGGAUAUUCAGACAGAUGAGUAAAACCCAAAACAAACUAUCAAAAUAAAAUAAAAAAACAAUCCACAAAACAGGAAGAAACACUGAGGGAAGUAAGCAUGUGAGAAAUCCAUCUAUCCAUCCAUUUGAGUGUGAGUUAUCUUGCCUGUUGUUACAGGCUGUUCAGUUCUUUUACAACACAGUGAGAGCUUGGUCCGUAUUGCCAAUAAUAAGUUGGAUUUAGUCCUGAUCGCAGUUUGACAGCCAGUGCUGUCCUCUGUCGGGGAUUAUAUUCCUAAUUUCUAUGGACAGGAUUUCUGUGUGUAGGCAAGCACGGGAAAGUCUCCGGUUUUGUGGCUGAUCGAUCUCAAGUGCUUUGAGUGCUCAAGCAGAGUAGAAAAGUGCUAUAUAAGAAUCAGUCUAUUUACCAUCUAAUAUCUGUUUUUUAUGGAUGUGGUUCUGUUGGCUUCAUCAGGUGACCACCUCCAUCUCGCACUGGGGUGGUUCGCAGCUGAGUUUGAAGCAAUGAGAAUGAAAAUGAUCUCCUCUGAGCCUGGGUGGAGUGCUCACUCUGGGUGAGAGAUGAGUUGCUGUGCUAAGUGAAAGAGUCUAAGUAUCUCGGGGUCUUGUUCACAAGUGAAACGAACAGGAGACUGACAAACAGAUCAGUGUUCCAUCCGCAGUGCGGACACUGUACCGGUCUGUUGUGGUGAAGAAAGAGCUGAGCAUGAAAAUAAAGCUGUCCAUUUACCAGUUACCAACCUUACCUAUGGUCACAAGCUCAAGGUAGUGGAUACAAUAAUGUCAUCUCAAAUACAAGUAAUGGAAAUUCCUCUAACUUAGAAAUCGGGUGAGGAGCUCAGUUAUUUAUGAGUGGCUUAGACUGGAGCCGCUACCCCUCAGCAUUGAAAGGAGCCAGCUGAAGUGAUUCAAGCAUCUGACUACGAUACUUCCUGGGUGCCCUCUGGGUGAGGGCAGACCCAGCACACGCUGGAGAGAUUAUAUCGCUCAGCUGGCUUGGACACAUCUUGCUAUCGCCAUAAAUAAGGUGGAGGAGGUGCCUGUGUAGAGGGAGGUCUGGGCUUCUCUGUGUAAGCUGCUCCCCCACAAUCCAAACCCAGAUAAGUGGCAGAAGAUGGAUGGAUGGAUGGAUGGAUGGCUGGCUGGCAGACAAUCUUUUUCUCAUAAUACAAAGGCAGGUACUUACAUGACUGUCUUAUUAUCCAUAUAUAUUAGAAUUUUCUAGGUUUUAGUCUUCCUCUACAACUACAAUAAAAAAAAUAAGUGGGGUUUUAUUUACUCAAAGGAAAAAAGAAUUUUGUUUGUCAAAUGGCAGAAAAAUAUUGUUGUUGUUUAUAUUUUAGCUUCUGCAACAAAAGUUUGCUUUGAGUGGUUUAAAUAUUAAGUAUGUGAACGUCAGUGCUUCCAGUUAUGUAAGAGUGACACAAAAGCUUUAUUUUACAUACAGAAAUAAACAUGUUAUUGAUGCACUUUUCCUUCUUUUCUGAUACCACUAGCACCUAAAAUAGUUUAGAAAAAAGUGUUGAAAGGUUAAACACACAAACACAGACACAUAUACACACAUACGGAGGUGAAAAAUACCUGAUGCCAGAAAAUAUCCCGUAAACACACUUCCACAUCCAUACCAACACCUGUCUAUACUUACACAAAUCUCCAUUUAUGUGCAGACUGGGUAAGAGAAUAAGAGAAAAUGAUUGUAGAUAUACAGAUUGAAACUUUGUUUAAUAUAUUUGCAUAUUAAACAGUAACUUUAAAGCUUGUAAUUAGCAAAUUGCUCUGCAAAUGACUUCUCUGUUGUCUGAUAAUGUGCUCAAAUUUUAAAUAAAGUGAUGUAAUAACACAUGA
Oreochromis niloticus (Nile tilapia) is the source of this 4544-nucleotide messenger RNA. It is a transcript of the gene mgarpb, whose product is annotated as mitochondria localized glutamic acid rich protein b. Gene Ontology annotation, cellular component: mitochondrion. The coding region runs from base 428 to 1879 and encodes 483 amino acids. The transcript has 6 exons. NCBI's taxonomy places the organism in Eukaryota, Metazoa, Chordata, Actinopteri, Cichliformes, Cichlidae. The record is from RefSeq and is a predicted model, not a curated record. Gene Ontology annotation, biological process: anterograde axonal transport.